CUUGACUUUGGUUUAAUGCCUGAUCGCCUUGAUACGUCUGUCUCCUGUUUUGUGGUGAGGAUAUGGGGUGGCAAGAAUGAUACCUAUCAGCUACUGAUUGAGUGGAAGGUCAAUCUAGAUGGACUCAAAUAUUUGGGCCAGCAGAUACAUGCUCGUAGCCCGAAUGAAAUCAUUUUUGGGCUGAAUGAUGGUUAUUAUGGGGCCUUGUACGAACGAAAGGGUGUCUCAGGAAUCCAGAAGAAUCUGCAGGUGGAUCCAAAUUGUGUGCGUAACUCGUAUGAUGUCUUCUCUUUGCUAAGGCUCCACCGGGCGCAGUGUGCAAUUAAGCAGACUCAGGUAACCGUUCAGAAAAUAGGAAGGGAGAUUGAACAGAAACUGAGGCUUACCUCUACAAGCAACGAUCUGAAAAAAAAGAGCGAGUGUUUACAGCUGAAGAUUCUGGUGCUUCAGAAUGAGCUGGAGAGGCAGAGAAGAGCCCUCGGCCGGGAAGUGGCCUUGUUGCAUAAGGAACACAGCUCGCUGCUUGAAAGAGGAAAAGUAUUUGAAGAGGAACAUUCAAAGCUCCGACUAGAUAAGGAACCCCUGCAAGAAUUAAGGAAGGAAUGCACGGCCAAGAGAGAGCAAGUCUUGAAAACCAACGCUCAGCUGACGAUCCGAUGUAGGCAAUUGCUAUCGGAGCUUUCCUGUAUUUAUCCGAUUGAUACGAACGAUCAAGAGGAUUAUUUUAUUUGCGGAGUGAAGUUGCCCAAUUCUGAAAACUUUCAAGCAAACGUUUCGCAUCGAAAUGCCUUGAGUAGCAAAGCCGAGGGGUUUCAAAGCGGAUUUCCACUAUAUCUAAAAGGAGGAGAGAAGCUACAGUUUGAUUAUGGCGUCUUCCUUCUGAACAAAAAUAUUGCACAGCUUAGAUACCAGCAUGGCCUGGGGACUCCAGAUUUAAGGCAGACACUUCCCAACCUGAAAAACUUCCUGGAGCACGGUCUCAUGGUUAGAUGCGAUCGUCACCACGUUUCCAGCGCCAUCCCCGUUCCAAAGAGACAAGCUUCUACGUUUGGCAGUUUGGAUGUCGGCUUUUCCGGCAGCCACCCGUCUCCGGACAAGGGGCUUCGCAAACGGGCUAACUCGGAGAACGAGAGACUGGCGCACAAGAGCCCCGUCCCGAGCCACAACUCGGCUUCCAGCCAACCCAUCGCCAUCGCCGGAGAGACGGAGAAAAAGGCCGCCUCCUUAUCCUCCUCCUUAGAUACCUCCCUCGACUUCUCGAAAGGAAGCAAAACGGGCGAGGACUUGCGGCACGGCGGCGUCAACGGCGAGAACAGGAGCUUGAGCGGCUCCCGGGAUCCGCCGCCAGAGGCGUUCCGGGGACCUUCUCAGGCCAUCAACGGCAGCCCGUUCUCCGGCGAGCACCCCGGUACGGCCGCCCGCGAGCGGCCGAGCAUCUUCUGCGGCGCGCUCAGCACUGACCUCCUGUGUACCGUGGAGCAGGCGGAGGAGAUCAUGGGCCUGGAGGCCAUGGGGUUCGGCUCGGGAGACCAACUCGGGGCCUUUAACUAUAUCCCGGUGGAUCACGCGGUGGCGGUGGAGUGCGACGAUCAAGUCCUGGGGGAAUUUGAGGAGUUUUCCCGGAGGAUCUACGCGUUGAACAAGGACACCCCCACCUUCCGCCGGCCGCGGAAAGGGUCCGACAAGUAG
Molecule: messenger RNA, 1689 nt
Organism: Protobothrops mucrosquamatus (brown spotted pit viper)
Lineage: Eukaryota; Metazoa; Chordata; Lepidosauria; Squamata; Viperidae
Gene: UVRAG
Product: UV radiation resistance associated
Exons: 12
Coding region: 16-1689 (557 amino acids)
Biological process (GO): SNARE complex assembly
Cellular component (GO): lytic vacuole; endosome
Molecular function (GO): SNARE binding
Source: RefSeq, a predicted model, not a curated record